Molecule: messenger RNA, 1515 nt
Organism: Odocoileus virginianus texanus
Lineage: Eukaryota; Metazoa; Chordata; Mammalia; Artiodactyla; Cervidae
Source: RefSeq, a predicted model, not a curated record
UACAUGGAUCCUGACAAAGGAUCUUUUUUUGUUGACAAAACAAGAUUCAAAUGAGAAGCCAGUGUGACCUGAGUCUGAAAAGCUUCUCAGAGAAAUUGGGGCUUAAAUUGAGAACUGAAGGACAAGCUGACUCUAGACAGGAGAGGCAGAGGGCUGCACCCUUAUCCCGUGCGGCAAACUUCACAGACGGGCAGAUCGUUCCAGAGGAAUGUGUUCCGGGCCAAGCCAAGCCUAGCACCUUGCAGCCUCUCAUGGAGACUGCAGGAGAAGGCAGCAACCCCGGAGGCGGGGUGACGCCCCGGCCCCUCCAGAAGCAGGAGCAGCGGGUGGCCCGCAGACGCCUGUCCCAGGCCCGCCACCGAGCAACCCUGGCGGGGCUCUUCGGCAGCCUCAGGAAGGCUGUCUACUCCCACUCUGAUCUCACAGCCUCAAAGUGGCAAGUUUUGAAUAAGGCGAAGAAUCAUAUUCAGGAACUGGAACAAACUUUGGAUGAGCUACUGAAGCUGAAAGAAUCUUUCAACCUGGAGGAUGGGAAUGCAAACAGCUUAGAGGAGGCCAAGAAAGCAUAUGCCAGCAUGUACUCCAGAAACCCCAGUCUGGUGUCAAAUAAAGUUCACUGGAAAGUCUCGGACACUUGGUGCUCCAUCGAGGCAGCUGGGAACGAUGUUGAGGAGGAAGAAGAGGAAGAAGAGGAGGAGGAGGAAGACCAAGAAGAGGAGGAAGAGUAUGAGGAGGUGGAGGAGGAAGAGGAGAAAAAAGUGGAGCUCUUAAACUCCUCCGUCACCUUGCUGCCAGAUCUCUUGGAAUUUGAACGGUACCUCAACUUUUACAAGCAGAUGAUGGACUUUCUGACCAGGAACAAGAUCAUCUCCUCCAAGGAGGUGACGCUCCCCAUCGUGUCUGCGGCCAUCUCCUAUCUGUGGCAGAUCCUCUCGGAGGAGAUGAAGACCAUCCUCUUGCGGGCCUGGGAGCAGACACAGAGCGGCCUCGUGGGGUCCUAUCCCGAGCCAGCCUGCGCCGAGGGCAGCAUGAAGGACAGCGGGGUUGACAGCCAGGGUGCCAGCUGCUCGCUCGUCUCCACCCCCGAGGAGAUCCUUUUUGAAGAUGCCUUUGAUGUGGCAAGUUUCCUGGACAAAAGUGAAGCUCCAGGCACAUCUAUCCCCAGUUCCAUGUUGGCCGUCUGCAACCCAAAAAGUCCUGAGGAGAUGUUUCAGCUCUACGUGCAGAUCAUCGAUUUUUUCAAAGGCCUUUGCUGUGUUAACACUCAGUUCAAGCAGGAACCAGACCUUCCCAUCGAUGACGAGAUGAUAAUGUUGAGGUGCACGGAGACGUUUGACGAUGAAGAUCUGUGAUGCAGGAGGGUUGGAAGCCAGAGGGGAUGGAGGAAGGUGGUGGUCUCUGGUUUGGAGUUCUGGCAGCCCAAGUUGCCCUUGACUUGGCGUUUUGGAGUGGGCUGUCCUGAAAGCAUUUUGAUGGUUGUAGUUUCUGGUUGUUAUAAAGUAUUCAAGAACAGUG